Molecule: messenger RNA, 339 nt
Organism: Dibothriocephalus latus
Lineage: Eukaryota; Metazoa; Platyhelminthes; Cestoda; Diphyllobothriidea; Diphyllobothriidae
Source: the annotation of a GenBank genome assembly
AUGGUGCACAGCUUUGAUCCGGUCCACAGCCUUAAGCCUCAGUCUGGCAAACAAAAAAGAACUUCUCAGAGUCAACAGGACAAAGGGAGGACGCGGGAAAUGAAUCGAGCUUACUGUCGUCUACGUACUUGCAUCCCUGAGAUUCCCGUGGACACAAAACUGACAAAGCUCAAAACCCUGAGAAUGGCUAUUUCUUACAUACGCACCCUUUUGGUGACUGCUGACUCAUCCUCACCCAAAACGGAACAGGUUCACUCAACCCGCAGCCGCGAGCUGGACUUUAGCAAACACUGUAGCUGCUUCCAACGGCCAGAGGCUUAUGUGCACGAGAACUUUUGA